AUGAACGCCACCACCUUCAACCGCACGGACGUCAGCUUGUUCAACAGGACGGAGGGCAUCCUUUGCUGCAACCUGUCAUCGGUGGUGACCGACGAAGGCUUGGCGGCCGCCUCCCCGGAUGAAAGAAGCCUGUUCGUCAUGCGGGUGGUGCAGAUUGCCGUCAUGUGCGUGCUGUCUCUCACUGUGGUCUUUGGCAUCUUCUUCCUGGGCUGCAACCUGCUCAUCAAGUCUGAGGGCAUGAUCAACUUCUUGGUGACUGAUAGGAGGCCGUCUAAAGAAGCCGAGGCGGUCAUUGUUGGAGCUUAUUGA
Molecule: messenger RNA, 309 nt
Organism: Nerophis lumbriciformis (worm pipefish)
Lineage: Eukaryota; Metazoa; Chordata; Actinopteri; Syngnathiformes; Syngnathidae
Source: RefSeq, a predicted model, not a curated record